GUCAACCACACACAUCACACCUUAGUCAGGAACGCCAUCAAUCACAUCAUAACGAAUAAGUCUGUCUGCACUGCACCUCACACGACGGUCCUACUCAUCCACACACGAAUAUAUAAAGCCGACUCACUCACUGGCACAGAGGCACCGCCUGCUCUGCCGGAGCAGCAGCGGCAUCGGGGACCCUCACCCUGAUGUGAUAAUCAUGCUGAUGCACAUGCACAUUCACAGCGGGCAUCCCCCUCGCCCCCACCCUCAUCACCCUCGCCUUCCUCGACACACUGACACAAGCAGAACACCCCACCAACUCUACGGGCGGGGCGGACUCCUCCUCUCCAUUUGCCUCGACCGUGUCAGCGGCCUUGACGGGCACACCCGGGACGUCAGGGGGCGGCACUUGACUCUGCUGAGCGUCUGUCGCGUCACGAUGAGGGGUGCCGUGCGAGCACGCCGAGUGCCACUCCUCUUCUGCUCGUCCUGACUGCCUAGGGUCUUCGUCGGCCGCUCCAGUCGACAGCCGCACCUCGCCCCCCCGCUGCUGAUGCAACAUGUCCAUCCAGCGGAGGUCUAGCAUCGUGACCUCAGAGCUGCCGCCAGCCGCCAACAGGCGGAACUGGCGGGAAGCGGGGGUCACGGCAGACUCGGGCGUUGCGACAACAUGAGAGUGGGGCGUGUUAGGCCAGCGCUGCCAGCUGAGAGAGGGUGUGAAGGAGGAUAGGGCAGACACCCCUUCGCCGACUACUGGCGCGAGCACAAGCGGGGCGGAUCCCUCAGUCGUCAUCACGUAGCCCUUGAGCCGCUCGCCGGUAUCGCUGGAAGACCUGGGCGCCACGAUGAGGUGGAAAGGGGCAGCAGCAUCCGUCAGGCGCGGGAAGAUUUGCAGGUCCAUCAGAGAAGGGUCCUCGGUGGCCGACACGCUGUAUGCCGUCAUGACCGAGACGCCCCGAUCCUCUACCAGCACGACCAGGUAACGGGCAGUGAGGCCUCUCGCGUAGGCAGGGGGGAGGGAUCGUUGCGGCGGGCCGACAAAGAAGACGUCAUCGUGGCUCUCGCCGCCAUGGGCUGUGCCCCCCACCUCCAGCACCGCCCUCGCCCUAUCGCGAGCGUAUCGGACGCUGCAUCGAUCGCUCAUCAGCAUGAUCUCCCUGGUGGCCGUCCCUUGUGCGGUCGGCCGCAGCGCCCUCAAAGUCAUGGACGCGUCGACAGUCACGUGCUCCGUCAGGCUGGAUGCGUCGAGCGGGAGGCUCCUCCAGGGCUGCUGCCCGUCGAUCGAGAGGCGCCCUGUCGCCCUCCGCCCAGACGCGACGCAGUAGGCUAGGAGCCUCCGUCCAGAGAGAGCCGUGGUGGGCAGGGUCGGCGAGCUGCUCAUCUGCAGGCUCCCCAUCUGCUGCUGCUGCUGGUGGAUUUCCAUGGCGACCCAGACGCCGGCCACCAGGGUGAGCUCCACUCGCCCUCGUAUAGACCGAUAGACGAGAAGGCCGUCACUUCGCGUGGUCUUCGUGAAGUCGCCACUGAUCAGCUCGCCGCGAAGGGUCACUUUGUCGGGCGCGGCUGCGUGCUGGGCGGGAGAUGGCAGCAGGAAUGGUGCGUCCGGCCCGCCUGACUCGGCGGCCUCGAGAGUGUCCUCGACGAGCGAACAGAGCUGGCAUGUGACAUUCUUUCUCGGGAACGGGAGACCGGGGAAGGACGCCGACCCAACCGUGCCGCAGCUCACGCACUCCUGAUGGGUGUCGGGGCCCCGUUGUGACGGUGUGGGGGUGAGGGGCGGCCGCAAUGAGACGGACGAUAUGGGUGAGCUGCUGGCAGAUGCAGAUGCAGAUGACGGGGUGCCGAUUGACGUCCGGAGGUGCUGCGGCUGCCCUGGGGGAGGGGGUGGGUCUGGUCGCCUCCUUUCUCGCAGAUCCAUGUGGGCGAUGUCGAACCGCUGCGUGUCGGAUAGGUCGGCAUCCUUCUCGGAGGCCGAGUAGCUGAUAAGUCGCACCUUAGAGGGGUUCUUGCACAGAGCGCGACGGCGGUCACUGGGCGAAGCCAGCUCCACGAUGAAGUAGCACGAGGGGGCGGGUGCCCUGACGUUCGAGCGGUCGGCCUGUGACCUGAACGAUACGAUGUGUGUGUGCUCUUGCUUGGGUGCGUUGAAGAUGGCUGCCUGGCUUGUCACCCACCUGUCGACUGUGGGUUUGCGCCGCAGUUGCCACACGUACGUCGCAUUGCAGAUGUCCUCCUGUCUGCAAUUUGAGGGCCGAAAGAGCUGGCGAAUCUCGUCGGCCUGACAUAUCAGGCAAACAGACAGCAACAGUGGAGCAGCGAGGUUUGCCUGAGACUCUCCCCUCAUCUGCUCACGUCGAAUCGUGUGUUGGUGCCGACGAUCUCCAUGCGCAGAUAACACACGGGGUUGGCCUCCAUGGCUCUGCGCCGCUCGUCCAUCUGGUCGAUUACCUCGUCGAUGGUCUGGCAGCGACCGGCCGCCUGCAAAGCGCUCAUGAUCUGACAGACGGAAACACGUAGAUCUAGAUGGGGGAGGGCUGGAUGUACGGGUCGGUGCGGUGGCGGUGGUCGUGUGGUACCUUUUCCUUCGCUCCGUCAGACAACCGGUGGGAAUGGUUGUCGAGGGGGUCAAAGGGAUCUGCACAAGCAAGCGAAAUGUGCGUGCCUGGCAAGCGGAGCAUGCGUACGGGAAUGCCCUGCCCACCCUCAAUCAGCCACUUGUCCUUCAGGUCUUCGUGCCGUUGCGCACCGAGAUGGCCCUUCUUGCUGAAGCGUGCCGGACUUGUGAGCUGCGCCUCGUAGUCCUUCCAGCUCGCACUGGGCGGCUCCAAAGAGCACCAGUUGUCGUAGAUGCCCCACGCGCGUCUGACAGAUACGGCAUGUUCUCGCCAGUUGAACAGCCCGUAGAAGCGAAAGAACUGCAGGAUCAGCGUGUCGAGGUUGUCCGUAUUUAGCCAUCCCCGUGGCACAUGUGGCAGGCAGUCGAUCUUCUUCAGGAACUCCACCUUCACUGGGUCGCCGCUGCGCGUCUGCGUAUAGGAUCGGUAGAUGUUGAUGUUGUCACGGUCUUCAGGCCUGACAAAGCGCAAGGCGUCGUCGUGCAGGUUGGGGAGAAUGGGCGGAACGGUGUUCUGGCAAAGGAAGGAGGACAGUGGCGAUGUGAUGUGCUGCAGUUAACCGCUGCCUUCGCGUCUUCUUACUUGCAAGAAGUAGAUGACCAUAAGCGACAGGCCGUAGCCCUUGAGCAGAUCAAGAGUGCCCGUGAGACCGCUAAGUCUCGCCCACUCCUACUCAAGACAAGACGCACAGGGUGGAGGGUGGAAGGAUGGAUGGAUGCCGUUAUUGGGCCAGCCAUCGAUGGCACCUUGACGAAUCGCCCCAUGUGUUUGACUCGGCCGUAGAUGUCGCAAUCACAGUAGGUCCUGAUGAGCAUCGUGUUGUCGAGUGCCAUUGGCGAGUUGACCGACAAAUCCACUUCCGUCCCUGCACACGGUUGACCAAUCACACAACAGAGAGAUCAAGCACACGUCUACGCCUUCCCUUGUUUGCCCACCUGAGUAGGCCAUCUUCAAUAUGGGCACUUUUGCACUAAAGAUGCGGGCGAUGUCGGUGAAUCGCGCUUGGACAAGGAAGGGGAUCAGCGCCUCGAGCAAUGCGCCACUGAGAUCCCGCAUAAGACCGUCCCGCCUCCGCUGCUGCUGCUGCUGCUGCUGCUCUGGCGCAGAGCUGCUGAUGGAGGGGAAGGCCCUCUGCAGGAAGUCGAGGGAGAUCAGGAGCGUCACAUCCACAUCGCUCGUCUGCACAGAAACAUACAUACAUAAGUCAUCAAGGGCAAUAGACAGGGAGUGCCUUCAGCACGCCCGCUACUGACCUUGGUUGCCAUGCCGUUGGCCGCACCCCCGAAGGCUUUGCAUUGGAUCGUCUUGUCGUCCAGCUCAAGUCCUAUGCUCUUGCCCCACUCCACCACACACCCCUCGAUAAUGGCGCAGACGCUCUGAACGGUGCUCCCGUAGUUGGACGAUGGUGCCAUGUGAAUGAGCCAUUGCCGCAGCCGUGGAGAUUCUGCGAUACCGGCAUCCAGCAGCUCUAUCGGCACGUCGGACAUGACCAAUCUGCAUCAACACACAUUCCAGGAGAGCACAUACAGAAACAGGCAUGUGGACGGGGGAUGGGAUGGCUUGCUCGCUUCCUUCCUUCCUUCCUUCCUUCUGCGCGUUACCUCACAUAGGCGCUUGUGCUCUCUCCCUUCUGACGUUGCCUCACGAAUGCCGACACAUAUCUGACGGCUUUGUUGUCUCGUUUGUCUUGAACAAUGCUGUCUUACGAGCCAACGAAGGCCACUCUCCCCUCCCCCUCUUC
This is a messenger RNA of Vitrella brassicaformis, 4341 nucleotides long. The record is from the annotation of a GenBank genome assembly. Lineage: Eukaryota; Vitrellaceae.